This is a messenger RNA of Gigantopelta aegis, 1059 nucleotides long. RefSeq names its product neuromedin-K receptor-like. Gene Ontology annotation, cellular component: membrane. Gene Ontology annotation, biological process: G protein-coupled receptor signaling pathway. Gene Ontology annotation, molecular function: G protein-coupled receptor activity. The record is from RefSeq and is a predicted model, not a curated record. Bases 147 to 932 code for a protein of 261 amino acids. NCBI's taxonomy places the organism in Eukaryota, Metazoa, Mollusca, Gastropoda, Neomphalida, Peltospiridae. The transcript has 3 exons.
CUAUUUUUUUGUUGACGUGUGUGCAUUCUGGUAUAUUUAAACUACAUAUACCCUGCAUUUACCCUGUCCGUUAAUAGUGGGAGAUAUGCACUGAGAGGUGCUCUAAAGAUAAUCUGUGUAUAUUCUCUUCUCUCUUCUGUUGUUACAUGUAUAUAUUUCCUUCCACAGGAGACCUGCUGUGUCGCGUCGUCAACUUCUUCCCUCUGUUCUGCAUCAUGGUGUCCAUCUACUCCAUGGUGACCAUCUCGUUUGAAAGGCGCCGAGCGAUCGUCUUGUCCAUGGACCAGAACCCCAUGAAGAUCAUAAAGAUGGUUCUACCGGCGCUCUGGAUCGGAUCGUUCGUUGUGUGUAUCCCUACCAUCAUCGAGUACAAUGAGUUCUUGACCAUUAACCCUUUGACGAACGAGACGGACUGGCGGUGCGGCAGCAUCCAGUCUAAUGUUUAUUCUCAAACCAACGCCUUUAUGCUCAUCUUCGUCGCCUACAUCAUUCCACUCUUCAUGGUCGUAAUCAACUACAUUGUUAUAAUCAAGUUCAUAUGGAAGAAGUGUAAACUUGAUGGGGCGACAAACCAGCGAUGCCUGAUGGUAAAAAAGAAGUUACAGAUAAUUAAGAUGAUGGUAUUAGCAGCAGUCUUUUUCGCCGCCGCCUGGGCGCCAUAUUUCACAUCGCUGGCAAUUGGAAAGAUAACGGGUCUCGACGGAACAGAAGAGUCUGGCGGAACUCUGAAUCUGAUUCGCCUCACCCUGUCUGCGUUCAGCACGGCGUACAACGUGUUCCUCUAUGUCAUUUACAACCAGAACUUCAGGGACGGAUUCAAGGCCAUGUGCCCCAUAUGCUUCUCCAACCCUAGAAAUAGUGUCGUUCCUGCACACAUACGGGCAUUUGAGAUGCCAGUCGUAGUGUGUAAUAAACAAUACAGUGAGGUGUGAUCUCGUCUGUCAUAAACAGUCCCUAUAGUUCUGCUUCUUUUGUUGGUGCUGUUAUUUAGUUCAACUUCAUACACACCCUUUGGAGAGAACCCUUGUGUGUACGUAUGAAAACAAAAAUGCAGUAGGA